Messenger RNA from Lethenteron reissneri (Far Eastern brook lamprey), 11790 nucleotides. RefSeq names its product nephrocystin 4 (gene NPHP4). Gene Ontology annotation, biological process: negative regulation of canonical Wnt signaling pathway; protein localization to ciliary transition zone. Gene Ontology annotation, cellular component: cytoskeleton; ciliary base; ciliary transition zone. The record is from RefSeq and is a predicted model, not a curated record. NCBI's taxonomy places the organism in Eukaryota, Metazoa, Chordata, Hyperoartia, Petromyzontiformes, Petromyzontidae.
CAAUGAAUGUGUGAAGUGGAGCAAGUUUUGUUGACUUUGUGAGCCGGCCGCUGUUACUGUCGUGCGUGUGUGUAACUACUUUACGAGUAAGCUUGAUGUUGCUAGCGUCUCUGGCCAUACGUGACAGGUAAUGUGAAUUGUCUUGCAAGAACUUGCACACGCCUUUACGGUAACAGCCAAAUGUUUUGCUGCGUUAUCUUAUCGAAAGCAACUGUGGACUUAACAGAAAAGAACACGGAGCUAGCGAUGAAGUGAGGCAUCAGACACCGGAGUCCAGGGGAUCGACGGAGACAAUCGGCGUUGCGAGGUCGCGGUUGUAUUUAGACGCCAAAUAGAUCCAAACUCUAUCGUGUUGUUUAAGCAGAAGAACCUUGGACUUGACCCCUACGCAUUCGGAAGCAACCGCGCCGGCGCGAGCGGUUCUCUUCGAAAGCCUUGGCCCCUUCGCGGCGGCCGCAACAGAGCCCAGGCGGCCAUGGACGAGACGUUGUUCACGGCGUUCUCGGCGGGCGCCAGCGGCCGCUCGUUCGCCCGCUUGCGCCUCGCGCAGGCCUCCGAUGAGGAUGAGGAGGGCACUUUGGCGACAGGGGCCACGCAAGGACCGUGGCUGAGGAGGUUUGUACGGACGAACUCGCAGAGGAGGCUGGUGCCCCCGCCGACGUCCAGGAGCCAGCUCAUGUUUGGCGGCAGGUGUUCGGUGUGUCGCCUCGCUUUCGGCGAGCUGCAGGGAAUUAGGCUACCGCAUGGGAUGCAGCAGGCGUCGCCGGACCUGCGGUACCAGCUGCGCCUCACCUUCUUUGACCUGGUGUUCCGUAAAUUCUUUGGGUGCACGUGGAUGAGCCAGCCGAAGGCAGCGGCCACCGACGGCGGCAGCCCCGGCAAGUCACACUCCGUGUCCUUCAACGUGCCGGUGUACUUCAACACAUCGCUGUGCCACCCGGCCAUUGUGCUGGUGUUGGAGGUGGUGUGCCUGUCACCGCAGCAGAGGAGCGACCGCGCCAAUCCCAACGUGUCGUGCGGGUGGGGCAUCCUGCGGAUCUUCACGGGCGAACAGGACCCCCGGGGCAGCAAGACACAUGCCUCCUCCGCUGCCAAGCAGCCAAAACGGUUGACUCUGUACCAUGGAACCCCACGGGCCCUCUUGAUACCGGAAUUUGCAGACCCCAUUGAAUCCAACAAGCUGGUGCUGCCCAUCGCCGGUGCCCACUUGGUCUACACGCUGCAGCCGCACGAGCCGCUCGCAAAGGCACAGCAUCUGCUGCCCGAAAACUGCCCUCUCCCCGGCUCCGCGAUAGUCCCCGGCCUGGCAUCGGCUCCGGCUAACUCCGGUGAUGCCCUGUUGAAGCCAAGACUUUUGAAGUCCAGUCCCUGCUUUCUUGACCACAUCACGGUGACUCUGCCUCCGUCGCUGGAGCGAUUUGAAGAAACCUUGCUGAGCCUUCUCAAUCAAGACCGACUCAACACGGACGACCGCAUGCCGGACGGACACACGGUCACCGUGCAGGAGCGAAGGCUGCACAUCGGGGUCCACAACGGCUGGACCUUCGUGCAGGACCCGCAGGUGGCCGUGCUGGUGCCCGAGUGGGACCCGGGCAAGGGCGGCGCGGGCAGUGUCCACAAGCGCUCGGCAUCGCUAACCCGCACAGGAAUCGCAGGCGCGUCCGGCUUGACACUGCGCAGCCAAGUGAGGCUGCCGGAGAUGGUGAACACUCCGGGUUUUGCCAUCGUCUUCCGGCUGGAGUACGUCCUGUCUGCGCCCUUCAACUACGCCGAUGGCAAGACGACGUCCUCGACCGCGUUGGUGCGUUCGUCCGUCUUCAUGCGCACCGUGCGCUGGUCGGCGUGGGAUCCCUCCGCCCAGGCCGCAGACCCCAGCGGGGGGCGUUCCGAUCCCACGUUUGGCCGCGGGCGCGACGUCACGGCGGCGCUGCUCGGGGGACCGCGAGACAACCCGGCGCACGUGCUGGUGUACGCGGACUCGGCGGAGGGAGGCUGCGGCUCCAUCCGUUUCCGAUUCGGGUGGACGGAGGAGGAGGCUCGCCAGCGGGGCGAGCAGCUGCAGGCACAGCGAGCGAGCCACGGGCCGCCCACCGUCACGCCGCACGGUCACGCGGAGUCACGGCACGUGGUCAACCCGGUGUCCACUCCAGAUCACGCGGGCAGCGUCGUGAGAAGGACCAUCGUGGACACGGACGAGGCGUCGCCCGAGCAGCUCCACGGCAGAACCGUGACUCCGGUCGACGCCCUCAUCCUGGCGCCCAGCGGUGGACUCCCCACCAGCUUCUCGUCGACACUGUCACGCGCGGCCUUCGCACGCCUCCACACUGCUGCCAGCUUCCUGGAAAUCCGCGACAUCCACGGCCGCCUCGCUGACAUGGUGGACCCCGGCGACCCCGUUGCCUUUGACCUCAUGCGGGAGGAGGCCGACCCUCUGAAGGGCAACGAGAUCGUGCUGCAGUUCGUGGCCUUCAGCAGAGCGUCAGGAGGCGGUGGCGGGAGACGGGACGGCAGUGUCACCCGUGCGCCCACGUCCGUCUACUUCACGCUGCACUUCUACCGCUUCCCGCCGGUCGCCACGCGAGCUCUGGCCCUCUCGGAGGUGCCUGCUCACGCCCGAUCGGACGAGCCCACCCUCCUGCUGCCUCUGGGCCCCGACGGGGUUCCGCUCAAAGGCUCUCCGGGACUGCAUCUCAGGUACUUGGUGGAUCCGGGCAUCAUGAAGGCCGGGGAGCUGCGCUACUUUUACGACUACCUCGCCAUGCACAGGCUGCACAUCGACGUGUGGGAUGCCCGAUCGCUGCUGCCCAUCGGGACCUGCUCCGUCCCUCUCAAGCACCUGCUGCGGUGCGGGCGCGGAGCGGUGCAGGCGUGGCACCACGCGGACGUCGUCACGACGGACUACGAGCAGCUGCACCCGAGCGGCCCGCAGGCCCUCAGCACAGCCGUCGUCGUCGUGGGGCAGCUACACCUGCGCCUGGGAAACAUCGGCCGCGUGGCAGAUCUGAAGAGGAGGAGGAGGAGGACGGGGGUUGACGCGAUGCCGUCCGCGGAGAAGAGCGCCAGCUUCACGAGCGGCGGCGCCCUUCAGAGGCCCAACGAUCUGGGCUUUUCCCACCGUGUCGCCACGGUGCCGCGUCUCGCCGACACCUACCCGGAGCUGGCCACCAUGCUGCUGUCACGUGCGCCGUCGCCCCUGCUGCUCGCGGAGGGCACCGUCGUGGACCCGGCUCGCGCCCGAAAGCUCCAGCGCCUGGAGGCCGUCCGCCGUGCCGAGGGCGGCCUCGCCAGCGGCGCCAGCGCGUUCGGAGUCCUGAGCCAGCGGGAGGAGCGCGCCCGGCGUCUGCGCGACCUGCGCGUGGUGGAGGCCUACCGCGAGCGGCUCAGGCCCGAGAGCAUUGCCAACGCGCUCGUGCGGGCGCUGACCACGCGGCACGCGCUGCACGCCGCGCCCGGCACCGCCGAGUUCUUCGAGUUCCCGCUGCGCAACCCCCACUCCACCCCCCAGACGGUCGACGUGCAGAGCACCGACCCUGAGCUCAGGGUGAUCGUGGACGUCGAGGAGUGGCGCCACUUCAAGCGGCUGACGCGCAAGACCACGCCGCUGGAGGAGGGGCUGUUCGACGUGGCCGGCGGCGACGAGCUGAGCCCGCAGCUCUUCCUGAGGCCUCGUGAGACGGUGCUCGUGCCCUUCAAGUACCAGAGCUUCGAGGCGGAGCGUGGCGGCGACGCACCGCAGGGUCCCGAGGACCCCAGCAGACCGUGGGUUGCCGCGAUGACUUCCCAGCAGCAGGCGUCCGCACGGCGGGGAAAGGAAAUCAAGGUGUUCUUCCGCACACCGGACGACCUUCCCAUCGCCAUCCUGCAGGUGGACGUGGAGCCCCAACCUCCCCUCGUCAACGAGAUGUUCCGCUUCUGCCAGCCGGAGCUCACCAUCCUCAAAAAGACGAUCCGCUUGCCCGCGUGGCACAGCUUCUCAGGUAGAGCAGAAGGCCGAGCCGAGCAGCAGCUGCACGUGAGAUGCAGCGAUGCCAACAUCUUGUGUAAGACGUCGAACUCGGGCGCGUCGGAGCCGUGCGACAUAUCCGUGAAAGUCUCGGGCAGCCCGUCGCCGCACGUCACCACGUUUUUCAUCAUGAUCUACACGGACCCGUACCACGCGGUACCCGUACAACUGUGGCGCAUGAUGGUGCACUGGGUGCAGCGUGUCGACGUCUCCUGCCAGCUCGGGCAGUCGGCGCGCGCGUCUUUGCCUCUGCGGGGGACUCGCGCCCUGCGCCGGGUCCAGUGCCACGUGGCCCAGCCCGACGCCGUCGUUGAGGUAUCUCCGCGGGACGAGUUCACGCUGCAGCCCGACUCGGUGCACGAGGUCUCUCUCCGCGUGCGCCCGCUCUCCGCCGGUACCCGGAGCCACCUGCUGAGCGCCGUCGACACGGAGUCGCUCGCCAUGCUCAACUGCUGGCUCGUGUGCGUCUCCUGCUCGCCGCCCGUCAUCUCCAGGGAGUUUGAGUUCCGCUUGCCGGCAGACGGUGUCAAGGGAUCCAGCAAGCGCAUCAAGUACACCAAUCCCUACUUGGAGGCCCGCAAGCUAGAGCUGCAGGCCAGCCGGCCCGACCUCGUGGUCUUCAAGGAGGACAUCUUCGAGGUUGCCGCGCGAGGGGAGUACAGCAUCGGCCUGCGCUUUGUGCUGGGCGCGGCGCGGGGAACGGAGUCCAUCCUCAUCUUCAUCAACAACGCGGAGGGGGACAACGAGGAGACGCUGUGCGUGCGAGUCACCUACGACUGAUGGACGGCUCCAUCCCGAGCUCUCCCGGAUGGGCAUGCAACGACGCAUCGAUGCGUUGACUGACACUUUUUUUCAUUGCGACUCUAUAAAACUAUUUUAAUUUGACCAGGUAGGGCCCACUGAGCUAUAUAGCUCUUUUUCAGAAGUGACCUGGCCACAAAUGGGUCGAGAGACAUGCAAAUUGCAAAUAUAUACGGGCGUCAGGGUUGGGAUCAAACCCACGACCUCCUGUAUACCAGGCGAGGUAGUUAACAUCUCAUCACGGGGAGAGAGAGAGACACGCAAACUCCAAAUAUACAGCAGGCAUUGUCAGGUUCAGGAGCAAACCCACGACCUCCUGUAUACCAGGCGAGGUAGUUAACGUCUCACCAUGGUGAGAGAGAGAGACACGCAAACUCCAAAUAUACUGCAGCCAUCGUCAGGGUUGGGAUCAAAUUCACAACCUCCUGUAUACCAGGUGAGGUUGUUAACAUCUCACCACGGGGAGAGAGAGAGAGACACGCAAACUCCAAACAUACAGCAGGCAUUGUCUCAGGGUUCGGAUCACACCCACGACCGCCUGUAGAUCCGGGCGAGGUAGUUAACGUCUCGCCUUUGCGGGCCACACUUGUGCCUCACAGCAAGAAGGGCCUGGGUGUUCGAUUCCUGACUCAAGCACCUGACUUCCGUGUGGAGUUUGUAUUUUCUCUCCCUAUUCUGCAACAGUUUACUCUGGGUUCUCCGGUUUCCCUCCCAUAGUUAAAUAACACGAAGUGUAUAUAUAACUGGUAUUGGCCAAACAUCCCAAUGAUGAAAAAUUACCUGCAAACUACUCAAUUUGGAUUACAUGCAGCAGCAGCAGCGACAUCGCCCCCGACUUUGAAAAGUCUUUGAGACUCAAUGUGCAUUUCCUGGGUAAACAAGCGUAGUAGUAAGUAUAAUGAAACUAUUAAUGCUGUUUGUCUUUCUGAUCAUUGCAAACCGAUGGUCAGGGGUCGGGCAAUCAAAAUAACAAGAGACAAUUUUUUUUUCGUUUUCAAGAGCGACAAUGCACUGUGAAUACGAAACGGUCCUGAAUAAAUAACGGUCGCGGACAGCCUGUCCGCCUGAUGAUGCAAGUUGUAAUAACUGGCGAAACGCCGUUCUCAGAUUGUAAAUGUUGUGGAUUUGCUCUCCAACACACCGGUGUGCUGUACUAGUAACGAAUUGGCCACGUUCUCUUUACGUGGCAAACCAAAUUGGCUGUGUCGGCUGGUGGCGGGUUUAACGACACACAUUUAUGCGGUCUAACCCGAAAAACCCCCGAUAUUACGGAUGAUAUUGGUCACGAAAGCCUCCUGCCACGUGUUAAACUACCUUAAAGAGCCGCAUGCGGCUCCCGGAGCCGCAGGUCGCCGACCUCUGCCUGUGAUGGAGGGGAUCAGAGGUCGAACUCGUAUCGGAUGGACCAAGAUUAAACGGCCAGGGGCACGAGUAACGUGGGUCGCUUGCGUGUGUUUGCGGGUCGUGCCUUUCGAUGUCACGAAAGCCGUCGCGACCUCCGCCCUCGGUCCUCUUGUGCGCAGUGCCGCACCGCUUAAAGGGACGCACGCGCCCCCAACACCGCCACGCACAUCCCGAGGUCACGUCCGUGAUGGAGAGCGACUGCAAGGGGAAACCCCAACGCCGACGCUCUUUCGAUUUCGUCGUUCCGCGCCCAAACUCUCCGUUAGGCAGCAGGCAAACCGCUAAGGUCCUGUCAUGUCAUCGCAACGUUUGCCCGCUGUGUAAUAUUCUUUUUUUCGUGUGGGAGGCUCGCAAUGAGUGGCACGAAAUGCGCAGGAGCGAGUCACACCUGCUGCUGCUGUCAUUUAAUUUGUCUGUUUUCUCUCUUCUGUAACCACGCUUAUUUGACCCGCGGCAUGCCCUCCCCGGGUAUGCUAGCCAAUUAAAAUGCCCAUUAAAAAUGUGCUUUUAAUUGGGUGGAGAGAAGCGACAAUCGCGGCGCAAACAUUGAGCACAAAAAAGACGAAGAUCCCAACUCGCCCGCCCCUUUAGCAGAAUCCUGGGCCAGGAGGAGUUAGCGAGCACCUGUUGGAAGGCCGCCGUGGCGCGCGACAAGGUGGUGUCACCAUGCCCACGCCCGGUCGCCUUUGUCUCCCUCCCCCCCCAGUGCUGAUGUUUACACACCAUGCCAGGUAAUAAUUUAAGGCAACCUCAGGGGAGACCCGGGACUGGCCUGCAUAUUACUCAGCCGAUAUUAGCCAUGGGUGCAAAUCGCUCAGGUCGCCGGUUUCGUAGUACAGUGCGCUAACCACUAAGCCACCGCUUCCCACAACCGGCAUGAACACAAAUGUAUACAUAGACACAUAUACACACACAUACACAAAACAAAGAUCCCCCAUAUAUUCUUAGGUUUUUUCGGUAAAGUCACGUAGGUAAAAACAUUAAAAAGUAAAAUAAAAUAAAAAUCACGUCGUUUCGGAGGCAACACAAGCUUCCGUCUUCAGGUGGUACCGUCACAGCCACGACAGCUGUAUCAAGUAAAUGAGAGAUUUCAGGAGCUACCACUCCGUUUAUAUAAUGGUUGGAGAAGGUGGUGGGGCAAGGGCCGCAUACUUAUUAAUAUGGAAAGGUGAGGCUUAAGACUAAGAAUAGACUGCAUAACAAAGGCUGAGCCUUUGUUAUGGAGAGGUGCGGUUUGUGACUCAACCUGUGACAGGGAGACCACCACUAAACAUGGUAAAACUGUAAUGGUUGUCUGUCAAAUAAGAUUGGCAAAUAAGUGUAGUUAAAUCUUUUUUGCAUGGUUAAUCACAUCUUUCCAAUGAUUACUCAGUUUGUAACCGUCAUUGGAAUGAUUACUCAGUUUGUAACCGUCAUUGGAAUGAUUACUCAGUUUGUAACCGUCACCCACUCGUGUGCCGUGCCUGCCUCCAGAGGUGCUCGCAAACAGCACUUGCCCCAAGAGUCUGUUACGGCUGUAGGGGGGAUGUUUGUGGGAAGUGGUGGUGCGAGUUCGAUUCCCGCUCACGGCCAACACCAGUGAUGAAUAUCUGAACUGGUCCUGGGCCUCCCGUAGGUCGACUCAGCCUUAAAUGAGUACCUGGUGUGGUGUGUAAACAUCGCCACUGGGGAGACAAAGGCGGUCCGGCAUGGUGCUGGUCAGCCAACACCCCCUCUUGUACUGUCCCGCCCUUAAUAGGUGCUCGCUAACAGCAUCGCCCUGACAAUCUGUUAAGGCUAUACGGGGAGUAUUUGUCGUUGUGCUCACGCUCUCAGCCAACACUCCAAUUUGCCACGGUCAUUUAAAACAUCCAAUUUCAUUUAAACGUGAGAAAACAACCUUUAAAAGUGCCACGAAGCGCACAUUAAAUCGCGAGCGUGCCGUUGCACUCGAUAAAUUAUUGGAAUUUUACAAACGCGUAAUUAUUUUGAGCAAAUUGCAUUUUUACGUUAUUGUAGAUAAACACACAUGGUGCCUUGUUUGUAUUUUUGCCGAACUUAAUGUCCAGAAAUUUCAAACAAGAGUUUGGCGGAAACAUUGCGAAGAGCGAACGUGCGCGUGGUGGUGGUGGUGGAGCGGCCGCGACGUUUUAUUUGAUGUCUGUGCAGCGGUCACGAGAUUAUCCCAGUGAGGCAGCGUGGCCUUGGGCACAGCCCAGAGCCCGGUUCGUGGUGACUUCGCAGCCUUCUCAUUAUUGACACCUCCGUCUUGUGUGUACGUGUGCACGUGUUGAACAGUUUGUGUUUUAUGUUAGCGGGUAAGGCCCACUGAGCUAUGUAUUUAGCUCUUUUUCAGAAGUGACCUGGCUGACACAAAUGAUAGCCCAAUGAAGUGGCUUAUCAUGUGGAAAUGUAUAGCAGCCAAAUACUAUUCAACAGCAUGGUGAAGUUUGGUCAGACAAACCCCCAUGGUGACAAGGCACGGGGAAGCCUCCACUCGGCAAUGCAUAGACAAGGGGCUGUCCAUGAUUAAAUGAUGGCCGGUGGUCGAGACUAACGACGGAGUGACAGCUAAAGGAGUGAACACUUUCGACGAGAGGCAGAUGGAGCGAUGAAAUCGGCUCGUGUGCCGUCACUCGGUGGAUCGUUGAGUCACGAGGCCGUGGGAGAUGUACGUCCGUCGAACUUCUUUCACACCGGGCGUUUCCAACCGUGCCAAGCGGCGGUGCGGGGGGGAGAAGAACGACGAAACUCGACAAACUCGAGAAAGCAGCGCAAGAGAAGGAGCGGGAGCCCCUUCCGACCUACGGUUGUGGUGGAGCAGUGGUGCGGUGGUUAUCGCGCUGUGCUGCGAACCCGGCCACCCGAGUUUGAUUCAUUUGUCUACGGCUAACAUCACUCAUGAGCGAUAUCAGACGCGGUCCUGGAACAGCCCCCUUCAGCAUGCAACUGACCAGCGUGGUGAAGUAUGAUUAAACAAACAACAACAAACUCAUGACAUAGAACAACAGGAAGGCUUCCGUCCGUCGGUGGAUUCAGAAUGGCUGGAAGGAUUUUUAUUUAUAUUGCUACCCACAAAUGUGUGUAACAGUGUUGCGUGAAAUGUAACUCGAUUCAGUUACUUUUGACAAACGUGAUGUAAUGUGGCUCAUUUGAAGAGCAACAGGGUUCCCAUGUUUAAGGGUUCAUAAGUUCACAUCCCAGCCGUGGUGCUUUCAGCAUCAACAUAGUCCGAUGCUGGGUAAAUGAGGGCCACUCGGUGAGCCUACCACUGCACUGGAGUGCACAAUACUGUCUGGAUGAGAAGCAGUGUGACGGUCAAUCGUUAGCCGUAGCCUUAUCCCAGAGGUCGCAAACGGGUUUUGAUUCCUUACCCGUACUCGUACCUGGCCGCACCGUACCCGUACCCUACCCGAUACCCGGCUACCCGUACCCGGCCGGGUAUCGGGUAGGGUACGGGUACCCGAUUGCGACCUCUGGGAUGAAGCCAUGUUGCAGGCGCGGGUGGGUUGAUUCUAGGAACUUGAAUUGUGAGAAGAGAAAAGACGUUGGGAAAUGAGUAACAAACGGUUACUCACCAGUGACUCACGGCCUACCCGUACCCGGCCGCACCAGGGUCGCAAACGGGUACCCGGGUAUCGGGUAGGGUACGGGUAUCGGGUACCCGAUUGCGACCUCUGCCUUAUCCUCAGCUCCAAACCCUAUUCAUUCCCAUCGUCCACAUCCGUGGUUAUGGUGCGCCUAUUAACUCGCUCAUUAUGGUGUUCAGUGUCCUUAGGGAACUGAUCGUAAUCCAAUCGUGAGUUUAACUUUUCGUAAAAGAUGUGAAUAUGCUUAUGCCUCAAAAGGACAGUGAUAUUUAGAAAUCUACCUAUUUUCAAUGAGAAAACGUGUGCGUUUGUGUCAUUCCUUCACGUGAAGUCGUGGUCACUAAAGCAAAGUUUGAGGGGAAUAAUAUCCAUUUUUUAUACUUGAGGCAUAAGCAAUUAGAAAAUAACACUUACUACCCAGGAACAAAUAUCGUGUUACAUAGCGUAAUGUUUUUUCUCUCUCUCUCUUUGUGUGUGGGAGUGACCGGAGGGAACGCACAACUGAAAGAUAAAAAUUAAAUAGAAGAGAAUGAAGGAAUAGUGUAUCUGUUCUAAAGCUACUUGAUGUACUGCUUUAUAUAACGCCAACAGGUUGGGUAUAUCACAUACAGCAUGGUUCCAUCUUCACCUGAUCCACCAACCCUGGGCUCCAAUAUCCAGCAGCACAGGCCUGCAUUAUGACCACCGCAAUGCUACAAAUGCCAAUUGUGCCUGUUGCAAGAUAUGACAUAUAUUAGAUGUUUUAAAUCGUUUUUGAGCAUACAAAUGAUUAUGGGGUUUUUUUUGCUUGUGUGUGCAAGUUUUAUAUUUUUUUGUGUUUUUAGAUUUUUAAAAAUGUCUCCGUUGCCCAAAAGAGAUUUGUCGCAAUAGCCUCUCUGGUCUGAUUACAAAUAUAUUGAUCGUAAUCCACUUGCGUGAGCUUUGAUUUACUUCUGGCAUCGACAAAUUCACUCUCACGUGCACACAUUUGUGUGCGUGCGAUCGAACAAUACGACAGAGGAGUGUACGUUAAAGGAAGUUAUCGUAAUCAAUUUCGACGACAGCCUCGGCCUGAUUUUGUGCUCUCCGUAACUCGUCGGUGAGCUUUUGGUUCACGCAAUGUAGGCACGUGUGUGAUGCUGCGUGGACGUCGUGAACAAGAACAAACUCUCUGUUGAGUUACACGUAUGCAGAACAGAGAUUUCAAAUGAAGCUUUAAUGACUAAUCGUUGCCUACCUAUCCACCCUCAUCUCACUCUACUCCCCUCCACACACUCUCCUACCUCUCCCCCUCUCAUCUCACUCGUUUGGUGCCAACGUGAUGCUUUAAAAGAAUCGAUUACGAGGGGCACCGAUCAAAUGUCUCGCAUCCACGAACACAGGGAGCCUAUUGAUGAUGAGUACAUGCGCACCUAGAUCAUUGCACUACAAUAUCGGCGCGAAUACCAAAAAAUAUACUUGUGAUUUGGCAGGACCUUUCUUAAAAAGAGUCGUGAGACUCCUUGGUAAAUAAGAAAACUUAAAAAAUCUAUUCAUAAUCAACGUUUUUGGGUUAGAUCGCGUUAGCGUUAUCGGGCAAUUCGCCAGAAUGGUGGCGAAUUGCCCGAUGAUGCUGGAUGCAAUUACCAGCGGAACGUCGUAUUGAAAAAUUGUAAAUGUCGUGGUUUCACGCUUCAACACACCGGUGGGCUAAAGCAGUGAACUAUUUGUCUUUUGUCAACGUGACACUUUUUUGCUGAUUGGCCGUGUCGGGUGGUGGAGGGUUACAACAAAUUUAUAAAUAACGCGAUCUAAACCCAAAAACGUUGAUUAUGAAUAAUAUUGGUCGCGAAAGCCUACGUGUUAAACUUUUAAAAAAAUCUAGUCUAAUACGGCAGAGUGCCACCCGCUUGUAUACAGCAGCGCGGUGCUGAGUUCUCUCCAGAUUCACACAUGAAGCCACCUCUCGAUAUUCUCAAUCCGCCCACCAAUGGAUGAAGGUUUUCCCCCUCAUCAUCUCGAUUGUUCAAGGGGGUGUUGUUUUGUUUUACCAUU